Varanus komodoensis (Komodo dragon) is the source of this 1914-nucleotide messenger RNA. RefSeq lists its product as uncharacterized. The transcript is spliced from 5 exons. The record is from RefSeq and is a predicted model, not a curated record. Bases 206 to 1480 code for a protein of 424 amino acids. NCBI's taxonomy places the organism in Eukaryota, Metazoa, Chordata, Lepidosauria, Squamata, Varanidae.
CUCCGCAGAGACGCAGUGGGGAAAGUAUCGGGGCCCGUUGGGUUGACCCGCAAGGGGAAUGGUGUUUAAUGUUUCCCGCCUGUUGCCUGGCAGAAAUAAGGUAGAACCAGAGCAAGCAGCGAAAUAUUUGACUGCAGCUAUUAAGAGCUAGCCUUGUUUGCUCGUGGACUCAUUGCUCCAUUCCUGUGGACUUGCUGGGAGGAAUAUGCCCAGAAAACACACCAGAAGAUUACUAUACAUGUCGGAAGCCAAGCGCAAGCGCGAGGCCCGGGCCAGAGAAACCGAGGAGCAGAGAAGUGCCAGGCGUGCUGCCGAUGCCGCAAGGAAGGCGAAAAGGCGAGCGGCCGAGACCCAGGAGGAAAGAAUUGGGAGACUUGCAGCAGAUUCGGUGAGACAUGCGAGGAGGCGAGCCAGCAAACGGCAGCAGGUGGAGAUGCUCUCCAGAAGUGCCGGCCGACCAGAGACAAGGCAGAGGAGAGGAUGCCGGAAGCCACGACCUGCAACGAGAGCAGAGGAGCGCAGCCCAUCCGGACUCGAACAAGGACUGAGGACAGAGGAAGGCAGAAUCGAUGGGCACGUUCUCCAGUCCCUCCCUGGGGCUGCCUCACCACAGAUUAAGCAGGAACCCAGUGAGGGUCCUUGGGAAGACCAGUGGCAGGACUCCCCGAUGGCAGCGCAGGCUUCUCCGCUGAGAUGGAGGCAUCCAUUGCCGAGGGAAGGCACGGAGGGCAGCGAGGCCUUUGAGAAAGGAGGCGGUGCCGGCCGGCAGCCUACGGGGUACGGGCUGACCCCAGAUGCCCGUGAAGGGCAGGGCAGCUCUGCCAAAGGAAGGGCGACAGUUUCGCAUGACAAACCAGUCAGCUUGGACUUCUGGCGCCAGCACUUCAGGUGCUUUUUUUACCAAGAGUCUGAAGGGCCGGAAGAGAUCUGCAAGCAUCUCCAGGAGCUUUGCUGCCUGUGGCUGAGGCCAGAGAGGCACACUAAGGAGCGGAUGUUGGAGUUGCUGGUUCUGGAGCAGUUCCUGGGCAACCUUCCACACGACAUGCAGAGCUGGGUAAGGAAAGGUGGCCCAGACAGCUGCUCCCAGGCAGUGGCCCUGGCAGAAGAGUUCCUCCUGAGGCACCGUGAGUCCGAGAGGCAGAGACAAACGCCACCAGUGCUGUUGGAGGAAACCUUUAGAGAGGAGUCUUCACUGGAGCAAGACCCUUCACCUACGGCGAAGAUGCAGCUCACGAAGGCGAUCGAGCAGAGCAGCUCCUUUGCAGGUGAUGGAAGAGUGAAGGAGGACGAGGAGAAGACUUUUCAGGUCACAAAACUGGAGCAAACGGACGACAGUGACACGUUACUAGAAGGGGCCACAAUAAAAACGUUCCCAGACCAGGAAGCAAAAGAUGGUUCUAGAAACCAACAGGGAACAGAUAGUCACCAUCAGCAAACCCAGUCAGGGAUAACAGGAGACAGUCUUCAUGAGGCAGACUAGCAAAUGGACUCAGUGGCACUAGUUGGACGAGCCCGUAGGUUAAUACGAAGAAGUGGACAAGUUCCACCUUUUUGUCAGGUGAGGCCACGCCUGUGCACAGCUCCCGUGGAGGUUACAUUCCUGCAGCCAUGUGAAGGAAGGGGGUCUGUUCGUUCUUUUCCCCUGGGAGACAGAAGGUGUUUCUUUUGUAAAAUAUGUCUGACUUGAACGUGGUUGGAACUGUUGGGAAUGCUCCUGAAAAAUGGCUGGUUCCACAGCAGAGUUCUACAAAACCUUUGAAGGAAUCCUGUCAAUGCCUUUUAAGGGUAUAUGUAACGCAGCAUUGCCAGAUGCUAAAAUACCAAAUACCUGGACAGAGGCAGAUAUUACAUUAAUACCGAAAGAAGACACGGACUUGACACAGAUCCAGAACUAUAGACCUAGAUCACUAUGAA